UUUGCGUGCCAGAUUGCCAUCACGUCAUUUUUACGUUCAUCGCGUUUAAAUCUUGACGGAAGUAAUGAAACUUCGGCGAAGAUACUUUAUAAGGAACCAGAGGGCCGGUUCAAAGGUGUGGUCCCUGACGGACAGCCAAGCGUUGGUCUUAAAUCCAAAGCCAAGCGGUGAACAGAGCCCAGAUCCUUCACAUCCUGCGAACCACUUAGUCAACGAAAGAACGUGCUGCCGCGGGAAGAUUUUUAUCUGGUGUUUACGGGAACGCGUCGCUCAUUAAACUUCUGAUGCACUUUGAGGGUCAAUAUAUACACAAGGUUAAAGAAACCAUUAAAGAAAUCGUCGACGAGAAUUGGACUGCCGCACGUAUCGAAUGGGCGGCGAUAAUACGGUGGGAAAGAGAGAGGCUGUUGACUCGAAGGAGGAGAAAAGGAGAGAUAGCGGAACACGGUGAACUUCCGCGUGGGCCUAUCUUGGGCCCGCAAAAUGGCGGUGACAGAGGCGUUUGUCCGUUUGCGGCGACCUCGGAAGGAUUUAUAUUCACGGCGGCGAAGAUUCAACCGGAGUUACCCGACAAGGCAGCCGAGACCCCCUAAUGAACUGUGGCGAAACCGGGCCCCGGGUGCGUCAACGGGGGCGUUUUCACGGGCAAUUAAUGCGGCCUUAAAGGGACCGCGCGAAACGCCCCCGCGAAACGAACUAGAGCUAUCUCGAUUAAAUCGAAUCCGUCAUUUCUGCACGUCCAAUUGUCAUGAAUCAACACACGCUCACGGAAAAAAUAGAUUAGGUGAUUCAUCACAGCUGUAGCUUACUGGGCGAAUUCAACAUCUUUAGCU
This is a messenger RNA of Acromyrmex echinatior (Panamanian leafcutter ant), 833 nucleotides long. RefSeq lists its product as uncharacterized. Lineage: Eukaryota; Metazoa; Arthropoda; Insecta; Hymenoptera; Formicidae. The record is from RefSeq and is a predicted model, not a curated record.